CUGCGCGCCGCGCCUGCGCGCCCCUCCGCUGCCAGAGGACGAGGCGCGGGAGACGCGUUCGGCUCGGGAGUAGCUUGUGGAGGCGGCCGCGGCUGUCGACAUGGACAACGCAGGGAAGGAGCGAGAGGCGGUGCAGCUGAUGGCGGAGGCCGAGAAACGAGUCAAGGCCUCCCACUCCUUCCUCCGCGGGCUCUUUGGAGGAAACACAAGAAUAGAAGAGGCUUGUGAGAUGUAUACCAGAGCUGCAAAUAUGUUCAAGAUGGCCAAGAAUUGGAGUGCUGCAGGAAACGCAUUUUGUCAGGCGGCCAAGCUCCACAUGCAGCUGCAGAGCAAACACGACUCGGCCACCAGCUUUGUGGAUGCCGGGAACGCCUACAAGAAGGCAGACCCGCAAGAGGCUAUCAACUGCUUAAAUGCAGCCAUCGACAUUUACACAGACAUGGGAAGGUUCACGAUCGCGGCCAAGCACCACAUCACCAUCGCGGAGAUCUACGAGACGGAGCUGGUGGACAUCGAGAAGGCUAUCGCCCAUUACGAACAAUCAGCUGAUUAUUACAAAGGGGAAGAAUCCAACAGCUCGGCCAACAAGUGUCUGCUGAAGGUGGCAGCGUAUGCUGCCCAGCUGGAGCAGUACCAGAAGGCCAUUGAGGUCUAUGAGCAGGUUGGGGCCAGCACCAUGGACAACCCUCUGCUGAAGUACAGUGCAAAGGAUUACUUCUUCAAAGCCGCCCUCUGCCACUUCAUCGUGGACGAGCUGAACGCCAAGCUUGCUCUUGAGAAAUAUGAGGAAAUGUUUCCAGCAUUCACAGAUUCAAGAGAAUGUAAACUAUUGAAAAAACUUCUGGAAGCUCAUGAAGAGCAGAACAGUGAAGCUUACACGGAAGCAGUGAAGGAGUUCGACUCCAUCUCACGCCUGGACCAGUGGCUCACCACCAUGCUGCUUCGCAUCAAGAAGUCCAUCCCGGGGGAUGGCGAUGGCGACGGUGACCUCAAGUGAAGCCCUGUCGUCGUGGCGAGUGGCAGGGUUAGCCCAGGGAUCGUCAUGGAUGCCAUCCAGUGGCUUCAUUUUGUUGCACACGAGCCACACGUGUGUCCCUGUGGGGCGGACGGGGAGGCGCCUGUGUGUUAGGAGUGUGACACGCUGCUUCACGCUUGUCAGAGCCCCCAGGGUUUUCCGAGAACUUCUUCAGUCUUAUUCCUGUUACUUUGAUGUGUGCAGAGCUCGUGCUUCAUUUUGCCACCUCUUUAUAUGUCCUUUUUCUCGGCCUAAGUACCAACCCGGUUGAUCCAAUAGGCGCAGUGCAUUUUCUGUGAACUCGCAGCCGUCUUCUCCUCUCAGUGUGUGUUUAGUUAGGAUGGUGGCUUGGAAUGCGUUUGUGAUUCCCCUCGGUAGAAAUUAUCUCUCCUUUUUGUUAUCUUGUGCUUCUUUAGAUGGUGCUGGUGACCAGUUUCUUUGCUUUUUUAUACUGUUCUGUGGCUAAUGUGCAUGUGAAAAUUUGGAGCAGCCGGAGUCUGCCAGUGCCACAGCUGCGAGCAGGGAGCUUCCCAGCGCUUCUUGCUGGCGUGUGGGGCUGCGUGUGGAGGCGAGGCUGGUCUUGCACACGCGUACACACACACACACACACACACAGGCCCCUGCAAUGUGGCGCUUCCCGUUCCUGUUGAGAGUAUCUGCUUUAGUUGGGGUGGAGCCCUUGCCUGUUUUCACAUAAAGGGGUAUAACUGCACGUCCCUUUCCUCCACUUCUGUGCUACACGCUCUUCCACGUUGAGAUGUGCCACGCCCAUGUGCACCCCUGCCAGGGCCAGGAGCUUGUCUGAGGGAAGCUGGAGAAGGUGUGUUGUGGUUUUAUCCCCGUGUGGACGUGCUGGGCCAGGUGGGGGUGAGUGAGUCGCCUCAGAGGUUUACUGCCAGUGGGUCUGGAAGGAUCCCAGUGAGCUUUGGGAGGCCUGGCUCUUAGCUGGUGGAGUUGUUGGAUCUUCUCUGUUUGAGUUCUGUCCCGUGUAACAUGUAUCCCGUUGACCUGUGGACUUGACCUGCCCAUUGUGUUACACGCUGACCUUGCACUUUAGAUGUGCUCGUUUCCUUGAAUCUCCUCUGAGAAUGUCUUAGGCAUAGAUGGGGUAUGUUUGCUAUGGUCUGGUGCCAGGUGACAACAGGGGACAGACAGAUGACACUUCUAGCGUCUGGCGGAUGGUAAUGGAAUGGUGUUUGUGUUUUUGGAUGACUCUCGACCAGAACUGGUGGCUUUGGGUGUGCCCAGGCCCAGGGCUGUGUGGGGAGGGACGUUUGGGGAUGGGGAGGGUCCAUCUGGGACGGGGGGAGAGAGUGACCGGAGAGGAGGUAGAGAAGGCCAGCUGUGGGGUCACUUGUGAGGGCGAGCUGGUGGAGAGGAAGGUCAGCUGAGGGCCGCAGGAAUGGACUGGGAGACCAGGUGCCCUGCCCUUGGGCCCUGGCACCUGAGAGGAGUCCUUUGUCCCUGCAGAGUCAGCUGGCAAAUGGUGCAUUUGGAGUGGGGCCCGCUUGGUGGUGCUUCGCUUCUGUUGGAAGCUCUGAUGAAAAAUCGUUAAGAGAGCAGGAGUUGGGUUUGGUUGGUGUGCCUGGCCUGGUGCCCAGGUGGCCAGAAGCUCCCCCUGUGGGGUGGCGUGGGGCCUGAGUCCUCUGGGUAUAAGUCUGUCCCAUGAGGAGCUGUGACCUUCUCUAGCCACGUGUUCGCUUCAUUGCUAGUCCCCACAGUUUGUUUCCACUUGUUAACAGAACCUGGUCUGCCCACGUGAAGUACAGGCAGAUUGGUGUCUUUGAAGGCAGUUCACUUAGCUUCUCGUCCUGAUUCCUGGGCACACACACCUGAGGAAAACAACAGUAUUAGCAUCUUUCCCGUCAGAGUUGUUUGUAUUGAAAUGAACACUGGGAUCAGUGCCCGGAUUAAGAUUUUGUUUUUAUAAUAUUUCAUGUGAAAAAUAAUUGUAAUGGCCAGAACAGACCUGCCAGAACAUAAAAGGAAAAUGAGAAGAAGAAAGUUCUAUUAAUGUUGUCCAGACUUCCUCCCUUGAAACCAUCCUCAGUGUGGCCAGAGCUGUGACUUAGAGCCUGGCAAGGUCUCCAGCCUGCAUAGAGAGUCACCUAUGAACAAAGUACAACGACUGUUUAUGUCACAGUCCUUGCAUUUUAGCAAAUCAUUGUUGAGUCAGAAUGAGUUCAGAUUUCUUACAGGAAAGCUUUGCUUUUUGUGGCGAUGUUUUUAUAGCUUGUGUGAGUUUUUUUAUUUAAUGACUUUAACACAGUAUUUUUACAGUUGUGACCAUGUGUGGUGGUGUCACUGUGACUAGUGUGUACAUUUCUUGUUUCCUCUGACCCCGUGCAUUUCAAUGCCUGCCUGUGCCGCAGGCCUCCUCGGGACAUGGGGACACAGCUCGCCCCCCGAAGCGCCCCGUGCCCCUGGGGAGGGUGUGGGAAAACGACCCCUGGCGUGAUAGACCCACCUUUGCAGAAGGAGCCUCUGUUUUGUGUGAGCCUAUAUGUGAAUAAAGUGGUUGUUAUGAGCAGCA
Molecule: messenger RNA, 3548 nt
Organism: Sus scrofa (pig)
Lineage: Eukaryota; Metazoa; Chordata; Mammalia; Artiodactyla; Suidae
Gene: NAPB
Product: NSF attachment protein beta
Biological process (GO): synaptic transmission, glutamatergic; regulation of synaptic vesicle priming; SNARE complex disassembly
Cellular component (GO): vacuolar membrane; terminal bouton; synaptobrevin 2-SNAP-25-syntaxin-1a complex
Molecular function (GO): soluble NSF attachment protein activity; syntaxin binding
Source: RefSeq, a predicted model, not a curated record